AUGAGUCGUGGUCAAAAAUUUUCACGAUUACUUCAACAUCUCGAAAAAUGUUCUCAAAGUAUAAUGUAUUAUGACGAGAUUGCUGCUGUCGUACAACGGAUUCGACAAAUUGAAUCAAUUAUGGUACCAUAUGAAUUUCGUCCAAAUCAAAUUUUUGAUGAGAGAAAACAUAUUGUAGACAUCGCGGCCAAGCAAUAUCUUCGGCAGGCGACUAGUGAUGUGCAUCACCUUGUUCCAGUUCAAGUCACUGCCAAUGGAAAUUGUUUGUACAAUUCUAUUCUUCUCUUAAUGAAUAAUCCAGCAGUGACAACGAGUGAAUUACGAGUUCGAACAAUUAUUGAACUUGUUACGAAUGAAACUUAUUAUUCAAACACGUACUCACCUUUCGCCGGACCUAUCGACAUUGCAAUACAAGCUGUAUGCAAAAAUUACACAUUUUCUGAACUAUAUGAAAUUGGUGCAUUAUGCAAUGUGCUUAAAUGUAACAUAAGAAGUAUCUAUCCAAACAUUGACGUUCGAGAUUAUACAGCUAUCGCCAAUAAUAUCUUUAUGCCUCCUCCACCUAUUGUUGCUAACUGCGAAAUUACAAUUUUGUGGUCACACACCUUGAACGAAAAAGAGGCAAGAAUUGUAAAUAACUCCACAUGGAGUCCGAAUCAUUUUGUUCCUCUUAUGCUACCAUGUAUUCAACGUGAAUUUGAUAGUAAUAAUCAAUCAACGCCUGUUCUUGCAACUCCUGAAAAGCAAACAUUUAAGAAUAAUUCUGUUAUCCAGAUACGAAUUCCUGAAUUUCAAUUAACUCCUAGCAGACGUUUACGAAGUGAAAUUAAUAUAGACACUCUUUCAUCUCAGUCGAUCAUACCCGAUGAAAUGUUGAAAGAUCAGAAUAACAAAGAAGAACAACGUCAAGUUCAACUUGAGAAGAAACGAGAACGAGUUCAAUCUAGUCGAAUUAAUGAAACAGAAGAACAACGUCGAAAUCGCCUUGAAAAAGAAAGGCAACGCACGCAUAAUAGUCGAAUGAAUGAAACAGAAGAACAACGUCGAAAUCGACUUGAAAAGGUCAGAGAACGAACUCGAUCCAGGCGAAUGAAUGAAACAGAAGAACAACAUCAAAAUCGUCUUGAGAAAGAUAGACACCGCAUUCACUCUAGUCAGAUGAAUGACACAGAAGAACAGCGCCAAAAUCGACUUGAAAAGAAGAGAGAACAGACUCGAUCCAGUCGAAUGAAUGAAACAGAAGAACAACGCCAAAAUCGACUAGAACAGCAAAGAAAGCGAAGUCAAGCAAACAGAGAAAAAAAGAAAAUCGAAAAACGUGCAUCUCACAAUAUUAGUAUUCAACAACAAAAUAUUCAGAUGCGAUUUACUGAAACAGAAGAACAUGAAUCGUAUAAUGAUAGUGGUACAUCUGACCUUAUACCAAAUGAAAAUAUUAUAAUGAAACACCGAAAUCAUACUUCUUCGCCUUGGCCGGAACCAAUUUCUCGUGAUCUGAAAGAGAACUGUCUUAAACAAUUUCUUCAUCAAAUGACCAUGUCAUCAUUAGCUGAAACUACUUGUGCAGUUUGCAAUGUUCGGACUUCAGUACAAAAGUCGAAAUCAGUACCUCUCUCAAAAAUUACUGUUAUUGAAUCACUCAAAGUUUCAGAUGAAACUAAAGCUUUAAUCAUGAACACCCAGUUAUCAAAUCUACAUUGCAUAAAUCACGACACCGUAACUACUGUUAAUAGUGAUGGUAUACAGAUGAUAGAUCAUGCUCAAAGUAUUUCAACUCCCAAGUCAUCAUCUUUUUAUUGUGAAGAUAAUAUUAUUUUAUAUGCUAAUGGCUUAUUUCAACAAAACAAUGUAAAUAUGUGCAGACUCUGUCAAAAAUGCCAUGAUGCUUUGUCGAAAGAACGCAUUCCUAAGUUUUCACCUGCCAAUGAUAUGUGGUUAGGCGAUGUUCCUGCUGAACUACAAGGCUUAACAAUUCCCGAACAAAAGUUAAUAUCACUUUAUCGUCAUAAUAGCUGUGUGAUAAAACUUCAGUCACCUUUUCAUUCAGCUACAACUUCACAAACAGCAUUGAAAGGCAAUUGUAUUACUUUUAUUCAAAAUAUACCAAACAUUGUUAAUAGUCUACCACUAAAACUCGACGAUCUAUGUGACACAUUAAAAGUUAUUUUUGUUGGAUCUCGUCCUCCUGAACGUAUUCAUCUUAGAAAAAUUUUAACGGUACGCAAGAAGAAAAUUAUUCAGGCUCUACAAUGGCUGAAGAAAUAUAAUAUUCUCUACCAAAGCAUCGAGAUAAAUCUUGAGAAUAUUGCUCAACUACCUGAAGACGACGUACCAGAAUCUAUUAUGUCAACCAUGGAACAAAAGAUAAGUGAUGAAGAUAUUCAAUCUGAAAGAACUGGAUAUGUUCGCGAUCCAUUAUCUGAUCCAAUAGAACAUACUACUGCAGAUGCUAUUCCAAUUAGUAACAGGUAA
Messenger RNA from Rotaria sp. Silwood1, 2472 nucleotides. NCBI's taxonomy places the organism in Eukaryota, Metazoa, Rotifera, Eurotatoria, Philodinida, Philodinidae. The record is from the annotation of a GenBank genome assembly.